Molecule: messenger RNA, 477 nt
Organism: Racocetra persica
Lineage: Eukaryota; Fungi; Glomeromycota; Glomeromycetes; Diversisporales; Gigasporaceae
Source: the annotation of a GenBank genome assembly
AUGAACCAACCUAGUAUUACUAUAGAUCCUAAUAAGGAAGUAGAUCUUGUUUGCAGGUUAUUAUUCUAUCAACCAACAGGGUAUCAUUUCAACCCCCAAAAAUUAUGGAAAGAUCUUAAAGCAGAGGGAUAUCAAUUUCCAUAUAAAAAAGUAUGUGAGUGGCUUACGAACCAGAAUGAAUGGCAAAAACAUAUUCCACCACCAAAAGAUACUCCACGGGUUAGUUAUGGUAAAAUUUUACGUCCAAAUUGUGUACAUCAGUGUGACCUUUUGUUUUUUACACAUGAUCACUACAAAAAUAAAAAAUGGAUAGCAGUACUUAAUAUAAUAGAUGUGGCUAGCAGGUUCAAAGCAAGUGUUCCUCUCAUAUCGAAGAAAAGUUCGGAGUUUGCUAAAGCAUUUGAGAAAUUUUAUGAUGAUUCCAAUAAACCUCUUACAUACCCGACACUUCUACAAUGUGAUAAUGGGAAAGAAUAG